Molecule: messenger RNA, 830 nt
Organism: Dufourea novaeangliae
Lineage: Eukaryota; Metazoa; Arthropoda; Insecta; Hymenoptera; Halictidae
Product: protein lethal(2)essential for life-like
Exons: 1
Coding region: 212-748 (178 amino acids)
Biological process (GO): protein refolding; response to heat
Molecular function (GO): protein folding chaperone
Source: RefSeq, a predicted model, not a curated record
CAGUCGUUGACGGUCAUUGCGAACGGAUUCAAAAGACACAAAUUUGUGUCUGUGUUUUGAAGAAAUUAAGACAGAUAGAGCAUUUGAAGAGACAAAAAGAGGGGAUAACCGUUUUAAGAAAAUAGAAGAAAGGAACCAUUACCAAAACCUAUGUACCUUAACUGAAACUUCGUAUUUUGUUACCGGAACUUAAAUAAAGAAGAAAGACAUAAUGUCUCUGAUCCCGACGUUGUUCUCCAGUUGGUGGGAAGAUCUGGAAAAGCCUCAUCGUCUUUUCGCCCAAGAUUUUGGACUGCCUUUGGGUCCUGAAGACUUGCCAAUUUCCGCAUUGGUCCCCUAUGAUUCUGAAAUGUUAGUUCUGAGACCUCGCCGUCGUGGUCUUUACAGAUACCAGCCUUAUGAAAAGAGUAUUGAUCGUAAAUCACGUGGAUCAUCUACGGUGCAAUCUGAUAAGAACAAAUUUCAGGUAACUUUGGAUGUUCAACAGUUUGCUCCAGAAGAAGUGACUGUUAAAGUGUCUGGAAAGAAUGUAAUUGUUGAGGGAAAGCACGAGGAAAAGCAAGAUGAACAUGGCUGGAUCUCGAGGCAUGGAGUUUUGACCAUUAUAGCACCAAGAAAGGAAACAGAUCCAAAAUCAAAAAAUGAAAGGAUCAUACAGAUUGAAUCUACAGGAAAACCUGCGUUAAGAAAUGAUAUAGAUUCUAUAGAAAAGCAGAAGGAAGCUUCACCUCAGAAGAAUCAGAUAUAACAAAGGAGUCCAGAGAAAACUGUGAAAGCAGCUUAAGAAGAGACUGAUUGAAAUAGUAUUGUAACGAUAAGAUGUCUUCUGA